AUGGAUCCUUGGGUAUAUUGGCGUGAUAUUUUAGGAUCUCCAAAGACGGUUCUAGCUCCAAUGGUAGAUGCAAGUGAAUUAGCUUAUAGAUUAUUAUGUAGAAAAUAUGGUUGUGAUUUAGCAUUUACUCCAAUGUACCACUCUGGUUUAUUCUCCAAACUAUCAGGAUAUAGAAAUACAAAUUUUCAGACCUGCGAUGAUGAUAAACCACUUAUACUACAAUUUUGUGGUAAUAACCCUGAAGUAAUACUUCAAGCAUCAAAAUAUAUUGAUAAUAAAGUACAAGGGAUAGAUUUAAAUUUUGGAUGCCCACAAAAUAUAGCAAAAAGAGGACAUUAUGGAGCAUUUUUACUUGAGGAACCAGAACUAAUGGAAUCUCUAGUGUCAAAAUUGGUAAAUAGUGACUUAAAAUGCCCAGUAUCUUGCAAGAUACGUUUAGUUUGUAAAAAUGACUUACAAAAAACAAUAAAUAUUAUGUAUAGACUAGAACAAGCGGGUAUUAGUAUGUUAACAGUACAUGGUAGAACAUUAAAAGAUAAGGGUACUUUAACUGGAUCUUGUGAUUGGGAAUCUUUAAAAAUAAUGAAGCAAAGGUGUAAUAUACCAUUUAUUGCUAAUGGUGGGAUUCAUACUUUUGAGGAUAUUCAAAAGUGUUUUGAUUAUACUGGAGCUGAUGCAGUUAUGUCUGCAGAAGGUAUUUUAGAAGAUCCAUGGCUAUUUUAUAGAUUUAAGAAUAAUCAAAAUAUAAAUAGACCAUCACAGUUUGAUCUAGUUGGUGAAUAUAUUGAUGUAUGUAAAAAGUAUCCACCACCAAAUAAUAGUAUUGUUAGAUCUCAUUUAUAUAGAAUUUUUCAUACUAUAUUAAAUACUCCUGGAGCUAACAAGUUUCGUGAUAAAAUAAAUGUUGCAAAAGAUCUAAAUGAUUUUAAAAUUUUUAGUCAGGAACUAUAUCAUUUCUUUAUAAAUCUUCAAAAUAAGUUUCAUAAAGAUAUCCCACAAGUAGGAUUUUGGUAUAUUAGACAUAGAAUUGAUAGACUUGAAAAGCAAGUAAGUAAAGAUCUAAUCUCACUAUAUAGACAAGAAAAUAUUCCAUUACCAAGAACAUUACAAAAGGAAACUCAAAGAUACCAAAAUAAACAAGAUGAUUGCCAAGGAAUUAGUAUGAAUAAUCCAUUAUUUAGUUCUAUAUCACAAAGUACAUUACUCUAUAACAUGUAA
This is a messenger RNA of Cryptosporidium muris RN66, 1218 nucleotides long. RefSeq names its product dihydrouridine synthase family protein. Bases 1 to 1218 code for a protein of 405 amino acids. Gene Ontology annotation, biological process: tRNA processing. The record is from RefSeq and is a predicted model, not a curated record. Lineage: Eukaryota; Apicomplexa; Conoidasida; Eucoccidiorida; Cryptosporidiidae. Gene Ontology annotation, molecular function: flavin adenine dinucleotide binding; tRNA dihydrouridine synthase activity. The transcript has a single exon.